AUAAAAACAUAUGUAAAAUAGUUAUAUUCAAGUAAUUAAUGUGCGUACAAAAUGGACGCCAAAUUUUACGCUCUUUGUUGCCUUGUGUUCGUUGGAGAUGCAUCCGGCUCGUGUGGGUCAUUGACACUUAUGAAGCCUACUUUUGUGGACAGAAACAUCACCUUGAAAUUUGUCCCUCGUCAUCAAUGGAUCUUAAACAUUGUCUGGAAGUAUACUAAUGAGUGGGACGUAACAAGUGAACACACAGUAAAAGGCAUCGAGGAACAUUUUCUACAAAAUCUUGGCAAUGGGCCAAACUAUCAAACUAUGAUGUUCUUUGCGGAUAAAUCUCGCAAUAAUUCAAAAUUGCAUGUUAAAUGUAGCGAUAAAAACGGCAAAUCUUCAACAAACACUGUGAAGCUAUACUUACAUGAAAUCAGGCCCGAGUGUGGCAAUCUGGUGCUACUUUCCCCGGAACUAAAAUAUGGAACAAAUGUUGAAAUAGCUUAUUACCCUUCUGACUUUAUAUUGGCCAAAGAGAACCCUUCGAACAAUGAACGUACAUGGUUGAAAUGGCCUGCACAGCCCAUAAGCAGCUUAUUGGACCCAUACGGGAUGGUUGUGUUUACGGCAAUGCAGACACUACCAUUUAUUGCAACACAAGUCGUACGAGAGGAAAACCUCGUGUGA
Mya arenaria is the source of this 669-nucleotide messenger RNA. RefSeq lists its product as uncharacterized. The transcript has 4 exons. The record is from RefSeq and is a predicted model, not a curated record. The coding region runs from base 52 to 669 and encodes 205 amino acids. Lineage: Eukaryota; Metazoa; Mollusca; Bivalvia; Myida; Myidae.